This is a messenger RNA of Seminavis robusta, 699 nucleotides long. Lineage: Eukaryota; Bacillariophyta; Bacillariophyceae; Naviculales; Naviculaceae. The record is from the annotation of a GenBank genome assembly.
AUGCAAACCAGCGGUCAUUCCACCCUCGCAGACAAGAUCGCAACCGAGCACAAGCAUUCGACGAUUGAAGACAUGGUUGCCGAUGACAACAUCAGGGAAGAAUUGGUCGAAUGGAGGAUGCAAUCCGGUUUGACGGUGGACGAGUUGGUCUUGAUCCAACCCACAUACCAGUACCAGUUCCGGUACGAGUCAAGGCAGGCCCGCAGUGCCCGGAGGCGUUUUCUGGCCAUCAUUGCCAAAAUGCAGCAACUUGUGGAGGAGCUGAAAGCAUCUGCACCGGAAGGUGCAAUCAGCUAUGGAGAUGUGCCCGACGCCGUCGUGAAAGAUCUGGAAGAAGAUAUCCGAAAGUUUGCCUUUACCUUCCGCAAUGGCAACAUCAGCAAGUACUACGGUGGAGCUGCGAGCCCCUACGACGUGAUUCCCCAUUGGGGCUGGACGUUGAUCGAAUCAACGGGAAUGUUUCCCCGUACCCGUAGGUCACCUAUGGGAUGGACUGUUGGUGACAUGAAAGACUUCAACAAGCAGAUCGAUGCAUUUGAAGCCACCCUCCCAAGCAGCGGAUGCGAGCAGGUUAGAAUGCUGGUUGGAAAGUUGCGUCACGCUGCCAGUGGAAAAAGGAAUCCAGAGCACUCGCUCUAUGUGGACGAUGACAGCGAGUACGAAGACAUCGAGUACGACUGUACUUCCGGCCGAAGCUGA